CGUUGUCAUUUAUUUUCUGAAACUGGGAGCAGUCAGAAUUUUUCGAUUGAGCAAAAAAAUGGCAUUUCACCAACUCCCAGUUUUGUGGUAAUCAAUGAUGCUGAUAGUAUUCAGGCUGUUACAAAGGAUGGAUUGAGGAAAUUUGAGAAUCUGGAGACUCUGAGUAAAAAAUAUGACCGAGUAAUUGGUCCACUAAUUUUUGGUAUUAUUGUGAGAUCUGUCUUCAUGAUUGUACACUCAGCAAAUUCUUUACUUUUCGCCGAGCCAGUAAUGGAAUCCAGAAAACAAGGCUUUAUCAAAGACGCAUUCGACGUUUUGAUGUUAAUCAUUGAGCUAAGUCAGCUUUUGACAUUACUUCAGCUAGGUUCAGAAGUUGUAAACAGAAUUGCAGAAUGGAAGGUAAAUUUGUUCAAUGCAGUUAUUUUAAUGGAAGACGACAAAGAAAAAGACCAGAUGAAGGACCUUGUGCAAGUAAUUUGCAAGUGGGAUUGGCGUAUAUCGGCGAUGGGACUAUUUGAUAUUAAGAAAUCUCUAGUUUGCAGUAUUGUAACUACAAUUCUCAGCUACAUUAUUCCAAUUCAAACUUUCGGAUAAGGGCAGAAAUCAAGAUUAUGGCAACGUUACCCAAGCCCAGUCUUCUAAUCCCAUCCUAAAAUUACCAAUAAUGUAAAAUUGAGUCAAUACUUACAAAAUAUAGCAGUCGUAAAUAAAUAAAUCAUUAAAA
Molecule: messenger RNA, 724 nt
Organism: Folsomia candida
Lineage: Eukaryota; Metazoa; Arthropoda; Collembola; Entomobryomorpha; Isotomidae
Exons: 3
Coding region: 226-594 (122 amino acids)
Source: RefSeq, a predicted model, not a curated record